Culicoides brevitarsis is the source of this 1405-nucleotide messenger RNA. RefSeq names its product CD63 antigen-like. Gene Ontology annotation, cellular component: plasma membrane. The transcript has 4 exons. Bases 294 to 992 code for a protein of 232 amino acids. The record is from RefSeq and is a predicted model, not a curated record. NCBI's taxonomy places the organism in Eukaryota, Metazoa, Arthropoda, Insecta, Diptera, Ceratopogonidae.
ACAAAAAUUCCAUAUUUAAUAAGUAAACUAGAAUUUUUUCUCUUCGAUGAAAGUGAAAUUUUAACCGUACUUUUGUUCGAAUCGACUCGUGUUUGCAGUCUACGUAUCGCGAGCAGCUUAAGAAUCCAGACAAGAAUAAAUAAAUAACAAAAAACAAGAUAAAACGCGAUAAUAUUAAUAAGUUUUUGCAAAAGAAUCUCCACACAAAUCGUAAACAGUACACAUUUUAUACGAAACAUUUGCUCGGCAGUGGCUUUGAAAAGUUAUAAAAAUAAGCAGCAAUCGAUUGCAAAAUGGCAUUCAAGUGGGAACUUCAGACGAUUAAAAUGGUCUCCAUUUUCUACGAUGGAUUAUAUAUGAUAUGCGGAUUAAUUGCGAUAAUUCUCGGUGCAAAAGUGAUUGGCAGCCUUAACAACCCACAAGUUAGUCCACAAUCGACAGUUUAUGCAUUGGCAGUUGCCUUAAUUAUCUUUGGGUUCAUAAUUUUCUUGGUAGCAGCGAUCGGGUCAUUUUCCGUGAUACGAGAUUCGGAAAAGGGCCUGAUUGUCUUUGGAAUUGCCCUUGGUGCCUUAAUUAUCUUGAAAAUAAUUGUCGCGAUAAUUGUUCUUGCAUUCAUAAAUGACGCAGUUGCCGUGAGCAAAAAUGAGAUUGCAAAGACUUUCAACCAAGGAGAAGCGGGACGAGAUGAAAUUGAUAAUAUUCAGAGAUCGUAUGAAUGCUGUGGAUUAACAGGAACAAACUUUUUUGUCGACAGCGAGGGAUAUUUGCCCAAAACUUGUUGCAGUGACGAAGGAAACGAUUGUCAUGUAAAUCGAUCCUACAAAAUUGGAUGUUCAGAAAAAGUUGCUUCCGUAAUUGAGGGAAUGGGCACCACAAUUGGUCUCGUUUUAUUUGGAAUUGCAUUUUUUGAGAUCGCUGGACUCAUAUUGAGUGUUUGUCUAAAAAACAGUUGGAAAAAUGAGAUUCGACGAGAAGAAUUUUCAUCCGCCUAAAAAAAAGUACUUUUUACGAACAAUCUGCCUUUACAAUGUGAUCAAAAUUAUUGUAUGUAAAUAGCUUUUAACAAUUUUACGACUACUAUUGAUAACCGCAAUUUUAGCACGUGCACGAUUAGAUUCUUAAAUAUCGUUCAGAACGUGCGUGUUUUAAAUAGUGUUUGUUUUCCUAACAGAUUACUCGAAUAAUUCUCGCAAAAUUAGUCAAGAUUCAUCGUUUUGCGUGAUGCCGAUGGCAAAAUAAUUACCCUUUUUUGAAGCAUUUUGACGCACAUUUAUAAUCAAAAUUCUUAUGAGAACAACAUUCUGGGUUGUUCAACGCCUCUCAAUAUUUAUAAAUAAUAAUUAAUAGUAAUUGAUUAGAAACACGUUUAAAUGUGCAUUUUAAAGAUUUUAAUAAAUUAGGACGA